Messenger RNA from Ambispora gerdemannii, 996 nucleotides. The record is from the annotation of a GenBank genome assembly. Lineage: Eukaryota; Fungi; Glomeromycota; Glomeromycetes; Archaeosporales; Ambisporaceae.
UUUAUUAUGUUCUUGCAAUUGGAACAUAAAAGAUUGGUUGAUGACAAUACUUCCUUUUUGCAAGUAGAGCGUAGUACAUUGGAUCAAGUACAAAAACGACUGGAUCGUCUAAAAAAAAAACAGAAAGAAGAAAAGCCACAAGAAGAUGAAUUCGAGGCGCGCCUGCAGACAAUGAGGGUUCGGAGGAUUUUAAACAACAAAAGUUUGAGUGGUAAAAGGUUCCCUCCAACAACUAUACGAUAUGGUAAUUUCAAAACAUUUAAGGACUUGUAUAAUAAUAGUCUUUUUGCUGAUUUCUAUUUGAAACUCAAGAUUAUACGCAUUCGAUCUAAAGAGGGGACGAGUUGCUUUGAGGUUGAUCCAAAUGACGACAUUAUAACGUUAGCAGAAAAGCUUGCAAUUCAACUCAAAUUUGAUCCGUCCACACUUAAAAUAGCAAAAGACUCGCAAAAUAGUACGGAGCGAAACCAGGCACUUCAGCAGUUUUCGCUGGUAAACAGCCAGCCAGCAUCAACAGUAGGACCAUUUGAGCCAACAACGAAUACCAGUUCAUUAUCAGCAUUGAAUGUAAAGCAAGAAGCUGUGGAUGAUUAUCUAGAGAAACAGUCUGGUGGCUUUAUUAAACGAGGACGUGAUCCGAAAUUUGCAAAAGAGUUUGUAGAGGAACCAGAUUACCGUGUCAAGCAGCGUUGCUUGAAUGAUCAUGCUCAUUGGCCGGAAGGCAUAAAAGCAGUUGUGGAGGCGAUUUAUGAGCCAUCACAGGAAACCAAACGGGUCGGAAUGAUAUACACUGAUCUUAUGGAUGCAGGUUUCAAAACGCUACGGAACCAUCUUGACGCAACUAAAUGUGACGCUCAUCUAGUGAAUGUACUAUCAGAUUUUCAUCCGCUUACCUAUAUCAAGAGUACUGGAAUAUUCGAUAAGAAGGAUUUUGAUACGUUGGCAAGAAUCGCUGUUACACAUUUUGAGGCUGAUGCUACCUGCCGCCCUUUCUGA